CGUCGGUGUGGUUGACAGGCAGUCGAGGUUGCAGCAGGCUGAGGGAGACGGUGGAAGGUAAGCAGGAGGCAGCAUCAUGGCGGACAGAGACAGUGGCAGUGACCACGGAGGGCUGGCCACAGGCCCCGGCUCCCUGCCUCCGGGCGCGAUGGGCGCCGCGGCAAGACUGCAACACGACACGGAGGAGCUCGCGUCAAAGCGAGUCGACAUCCAGAAUAAGCGCUUCUACCUAGACGUGAAGCAGAAUGCAAAAGGCCGCUUCCUAAAGAUAGCCGAGGUCGGAGCUGGGGGAAAUAAGAGCCGCCUCACUCUCUCUAUGUCAGUGGCAGUGGAGUUCCGUGACUAUCUCGGGGACUUCAUCGAACAUUACGCCCAGCUGGGCCCGAGCAACCCGGAUAUAGUGCAGGAUGAGCCCCGGCGUGCCCUCAAGAGCGAAUUUCUAGUGCGAGAGAAUCGCAAAUAUUACAUGGAUCUGAAAGAGAACCAGAGGGGGCGGUUCCUAAGGAUCCGUCAGACCGUUAAUCGGGGGCCCGGAUUGGGAAGUGCACAAGGCCAGACCAUCGCGCUUCCAGCGCAGGGACUUAUCGAGUUCCGUGACGCUUUGGCCAAACUCAUCGAUGAUUACGGUGUAGACGAGGAACCAGCAGAACUACCCGAGGGCACUUCCUUGACUGUUGACAACAAACGCUUUUUCUUCGACGUGGGUUCUAACAAGUACGGAGUGUUCAUGCGGGUCAGCGAGGUGAAGCCUACCUACCGGAACUCCAUCACUGUUCCGUGCAAAGUGUGGUCCAAAUUCGGCAACACGUUCUGUAAAUAUGCGGAGGAGAUGAGAAAGAUCCAGGAGCGGAGUAGAGAGAAACGGGCCUCCGAACUCCUACCGGAGGGCCAACAUGGUGACGACGGGGACGAUGAUUGACGGAUUACCGGCUUGAGCAGAAAUAAAUAACAACAAACAACAGACUUUAUAAUCAGACUUUUACUGUAAAAUAUAAAGAGAGAAUUCCAAGGGAACCACCCCACACACAACCUUCACAGUCAGACUGGCAGUAGCCUACUGUCUCGUCGUUCAUUGCUGGAUGUCACCCACUUACCAACCAUUUUAACAGUAAGCCGCUGCUAUCAAUAACUUGUUUGAACUGUAAAAUAUGAACUGUUUCCUACUUGAUUUAAAUGACAAUGAACAGAGUGUUUAUUGCUCUAACAAACAACCCGAUUUUGCACACGUCCAAGCUAUUUCGGAAAGGUUUCCAAAGUGCAAAACGAAAAAAAACGUAAAUUGGAAAUUACGAAGAUCUCCAUGUAAACCAACAUUUGACAUCAGCACAAAAAAAAAAAAAAAUAUAUAUAUAUAUAUAUAUGAUAAAUUACUUUAGCAAACCAAUAUCUGAAAUCAGUUGUAGUUUAUUAAUAUAAGGUACGCAGGAAAUAAAAAGUAAAGCGCUAUCUAUUAACGUGUACUGCAGAAUGCAACGCACAGACUGAAAAAAAUAGACACUUCUGCCAAUAUGCGUAGGCCUAAAUCUCUUUUAAAAAGGCAUUUGGGAAAGUUAUAGUGUUUAAUUUGAUCGAAAAUGUAGUUAUGAAACGCGUUUUUAUCAUGUCAUAGGCCUACAUUAUGGAGUCUUUUAUGAGAGCAGAGUCGAUAUUGGCCUAAACGGGAUAGAAGCAUCUUUACUAUUGAAUAUCAACCCUUUUGCACCAUGUCCAUUCAAAUUUGGAACAAUGGUUAGAUAAAAAAUGUGCUAACUUAGAUAUACUAAUUAUGAUUUUGUGAAUCAGCUGUAUUUAAAUCCUAAAAUGCCCACGUUUUCUGUGGGCAAGUUUUCUUUUUCGGGGGAGGGUGGGAUGGGGCACAAAAAACAGAUGCUCAACCGGUGAUGGCAGCGCGAGACGCGUAAAAAGACGCAUCAGCGCGCGGCUACAUGCAUGCUGAGCCGCGAGGGCGCAUCCUCUCUGACGUCAGAACAACCUGGUGCCUUAUACACUCCACUCGUUUACGUGCUUCACAUUGUGGUCGAUGUUAAUGAUAUCUCUCUCGACCACUGUAUGUUUUCAUUUGUAAGUUCUAUACUGUUUGCUGUAUGGCUAUUGGUCAACACUAACAAGCCAAACCAGAGAGGCCCUUUUCUGUAGCCUGUCUCCCUCCACAGGCAGGAGAGCAGAGAAUGGCCCCUAGAACAGCAACAGCAGCAGCACUUCUAAUGUGAGCAUGGAUAGUCAUCAGAGAUGUGGGGUUGUGUCUGUCCACCUCUUGCACCAUGUAAAAUGUAACUGGACGUAUACAGUAGUCAGUCAGUGGGGAUGAGAUGGAGACGGAUGAUGGAUGGAUGCCCUAAGAGCCCCUUGUGAGGUUUUUCUGGAUGUAGGCCAAAAGGCCAAGGCAGUAUCUUUCUAUGGUGCUACAGCUCCAAUAUAAUCCAAACUAGACCGGGCUUGCUGGUCUAAUUUGUCACAGCAUUAUUUGAUUUCUCAACGUUACUCUCCACAUGUUGUCAGAGCAGCAGUCUCCCCCUACACAGGGUGAUGACAGACUGUGAGGACAUUACUUUAUAGUGUGCAAUAUUGUACGUGCCAAUCAUGGCAUUGUAUGUUGUAUAGACAAAAAAAAAGACAAAUAUAUAUGUGAUUGAUAUUUGAAAAGCAUGAGUCUGAAUUCUGCAUUGUUAUGGAAAUGUGAAGUCUUUCUCUGCAUUUAAGUGAAAAGGUUUCAAACUAGUGUGAGAUUUCCCAUCACUUUCAUAUACAGUAACCCCCACUGUGUUUCAGUGAGUGUUGGCAAGUUUCUGAUGUUUCUCUUUCCACAGAAUCGCUACAGUGACAUAGCUUAUCCCGCCCACAAAUCAGAAAGCUUAUCUCCUCAUCUUCAGCUGCAUGACCAUGGUAACAACCUCUACCAGUCCCUUUAGAGGUGUGGUCUUCUGGAAUCUCUCCCACUACAAUUUCAACUUCCAUUCAUCCUACGAAGCUGUUUAAAGAUCCACUAAAUUGAGUUUCAGUGUUCUAUUGUUGCUAUGACGUUUCUCUGGUCCUUCAAGUUCAGACCAAUCACUCACAGACAACGUCAAUAAUGGGAAAGGCCAAUCACAAUCUUGUUUGUGAAGCCAACAGUCACCUUGACCAUUACUAGCUCAGCACACAUUCUGUUUUGCACAUACCAAUGCAGAGUCCUUCAUGUAUGCAGACUGUAUAGGCUACUGUUAUUUACAGGGAAGAGACAUUGGGAAAAGGAUCUAUAAAAGUCAAUGGGGAGGAAGAGGGUCAAUGCACAAUGAACAUAUCCCAUGUCACCGUAUGGUCUAACUACCCUUUAUCAACCCUAUAUGAUAUGUUGCACCUUUCAAAAUAUUUUAUCUGUGGUGUGUGUGUGUGUAUAUGAUGAUCCUUGUUUCAGAAAAAUAUAACAUAUAAACAGGAAAAGCAUAUUGCUGUUUUUUUUAUUUUGUAUUUUAUACUUACAGAAAGCAUUGAAUAAGAUGGAUAAAUACUUGCACUUUAGAUAUAUUAAGAAAAUAAAAAAUCUGCAUAUUAUUUUUGAUAGGGAUCUCACAUUCAGAGUAUAAAUUACUUUCCAGGCUUUGUGACAUUGCUGGACAGAGAUGUAUCAAGUUCUUCUACUUAUUGAAGUAUAUUUUGUCUGUGUUUCAGAAGGUUUACUAAAGUAAAUUGCAUGAUAAAGUAGUGUUACACCAAUAUUGAUAUUUUUUAGUUGGUAUAAAGGUCUGAAAACUGUGAUGUACCAUGUUUAACUUUUUCCCCAUACAUUCUAGAGUAGUUCUUACUGAUUUAUGGCCUUUCCUGACUACAUGACGAUGGUGCUUAAUUUGGCUUUGAAAAAUCUGCUCAUCCUACAUUUGACAUCAUCAUAACUUGUAUCUUACUGUACUUCAUUACUUUGUUUAUGUACUUUCACUACCUUAUUAAAUUUUAGUUGAUGGCAAAACGUGUGCUGUUUUGUACGUUGUUGUUUUAAUGUUGGAAAAGCCUUUUGUCGUCUGAAAAUGACUAAUUGCAAUAAACAGGCAUUCCUCAUG
Molecule: messenger RNA, 4034 nt
Organism: Oncorhynchus kisutch (coho salmon)
Lineage: Eukaryota; Metazoa; Chordata; Actinopteri; Salmoniformes; Salmonidae
Product: transcriptional activator protein Pur-alpha
Exons: 2
Coding region: 77-919 (280 amino acids)
Biological process (GO): regulation of transcription by RNA polymerase II
Cellular component (GO): nucleus
Molecular function (GO): DNA-binding transcription factor activity, RNA polymerase II-specific; purine-rich negative regulatory element binding; RNA polymerase II transcription regulatory region sequence-specific DNA binding
Source: RefSeq, a predicted model, not a curated record